Molecule: messenger RNA, 832 nt
Organism: Coregonus clupeaformis (lake whitefish)
Lineage: Eukaryota; Metazoa; Chordata; Actinopteri; Salmoniformes; Salmonidae
Product: ladderlectin-like
Exons: 7
Molecular function (GO): signaling receptor activity
Source: RefSeq, a predicted model, not a curated record
UUAUACUUUCCUCAUCUCUUCUAAUGCCCUCACUUCAUCUCAUUUCACUCCUCCGCAACAGUGACUAAUCCAAGCCAGAAACAGAUCGGUUGGCAGGAUGUCUCUGCUGCUUUGUUGUGCAGUGAUGGCUCUGCACCUCGUAAAAGGGGUGGAUGCUGCCUCGGGGGUGGUGAACACCACAGACCAGGAAGUGGUAGGGGUGGAGCCCCAGUCCCCAUGCCCAGCCGGAUGGCAUCAGAAUGGGCAUCGCUGCUUCUCCUUCUACCCCGUCUGGGCCACCUGGUCCACAGCAGAGUCGUACUGCUCCCUGCACAGAGGGAAUCUAGUGUCGGUUCACAGCCCGGGUCAACAGGUGUUUGUCCAGGACCUGGUCAGGAGACACACAGACCAGCCGGUCUGGAUGGGGGGCUACGACGCAGCUCAGGAGGGGAUGUGGCUGUGGAGUGACGGCUCAGCUGUUGACCAUUUUUACUGGGAGGAGGAUGAGCCCAGUAACUCUGGACAGGGGGAGAACUGUAUGGAGCUACACACUGGAGAACUGGUUGAAGAGGUGAGUAUUUAUGACGUCCUGUGGGAGACCAGUAAGAGAGUAGCAGAUGAGACCCUCUACUCAGCCUUCCUCAGAGGGAUGUAUUCCAGACGUCUGCCUGCCCGCUUCUACGCUGACUUCUGCCACCAGGAGGCGCUAUACCUGGACAGAGUCAUCACCAUGCUGCAGGUGCUGAUCAGAACAGUCCAGGGUCCCCCAGACAUCAUGCUGUUUCUCCAGACAACACAUCAACACUACCAGGAGUCUCUGAAGGAGGCCCAGAACCAAACUCCACCACACCUG